AUAUAGCUUUGCAUUGCUGCAUGAAAGAGGAGAUGAACGCUAUCGCUCUCACUGAUCCAUUGUUUGCAGAUCGUGCUAGACUUGCCUGCUUCUUGCACUGGAAGAAGAUUUGUUUUAUACAUUAAACAAUCUGGUCAAAAAUCCUUCCUGUUGGACAUUCUACCCUAUAUUAAAAAUUCCAAUUAUGCCAAACUAUUGUAGAUAAUAGGUCGAGUAGAUAGCCUAAAGGGGUUGAUGCUGCUGUGUUUACUGACCUGAAUUGCUGCUGAGUGCAAUAGGGGCACCAUUCCAUAACCAGCCUGUGCUGUUCCUACAUUCACGGACAUCUCCAAUGCUGUCCAAUGCUUUUAAUCACAUUCCCCAACCUAAUGAUUAAAACAAUUAUUAUUCAGAUGUCUCAAAAGGAUAAAGUCCACACACCAUCUGGGGAUAGUCUACUCAUUGUUUUUUGGUUCAGUUUUUGUUUACAUGGCAGUAUUCUAUACUGGUGGAGUAAUGAGGACAAGCUGCUCAAAGAGUAGGGGACUCUCAUACUGUAGAGCAGGCCUGCCUGGCUCUGACCUGCAUACUGCAUGAUGAGAGCUAGCAUCCUGGACCGCUGUUUAGCAUCCAUUCAGCCGCUGCCAAAAUAUAGACAGCAAUUAUUUGGACACAAAAUUGAACAACAUGACAUUCAGCCUUAUUUUUCCGCAUGAAGUAAUAAGUUGGUUGUUCUCCACGUGUAGUGAAAUGACUGAUUUCUGCUGCUCUGAGUCAGCCAGUCAGUCCCCCAGGUCUGUGAUUUUUCUCAUUUUCUGGGACUCCAUCAGUAGAGGAGGCAGUGGACUCAGAUGUCAGACCUUGUUAUGGUUGAGUGGACACAGUUUUCUAUGGGGAACUAGAAGGUGGACGGACGUCAUCCAUUGGAGGGACUAUAAAGCAGUUUCUUUAAAGCUCUCCUGUCUUUGAGAGUUCCUCAAUGUGCUGCUCUCUCUAGUCCAUUCUCUCCAAGGGCAUUCACUUCAGCCUCAUCAUAUUUCAUAAUCACGUCCCUGGGGCGGGAGCCGCUCUUUAUUAGGGAGACCUGCUGUGUGGCACGCUGGCCAGACUAGACAAACCAGACGGUGUGAGAGCGGUUUCAGAGUGCCCAGCCCCGCCUCCCAGCAGUCCCACAACUGGAGGCCGACCUAGUCAACAUGAACCUGCAUGGCGCCAGCGGAGGCCUCGACCGCUGCAGGGACAGUGACCGCUCCCGAGACUCCUCCCACGAGAGGGGCGAGGGUCAGCUGACCCCUUGCAUCAGAAACAUCACCUCUCCCACCCGACAGCACAACAGUGAUCGAGAGCGGGGCGAGGGUGGUUCUUCCUCCAGGUCGUCAAGCCCUCGGCCGCCCAGGGCCAUGAUGUCGGUGGGGCCCAGUUGCAUCGCAGUGAGCAGCAGCAGCCUGUUCAGCAAAGAGGCCCACUGUAAGGGCCUGGGCCACGGACACGUCCACGGCCCCUGUGACCUCAUCUACGUCUAUGAGAACGCCAAGGAGGGGGCGCGCACGUUGCGGACGGCCGAGAGGGUCACUCUGAUCGUGGACAACACCCGCUUCGUGGUGGACCCGGCUAUCUUCACUGCUCAGCCCAACACCAUGCUGGGAAGAAUGUUUGGAUCCGGGAGGGAAUACAAUUUUACCAGGCCCAAUGACAAAGGGGAAUUUGAGGUGGCAGAUGGAAUCAGCUCAACUGUUUUUAGAGCUAUCCUGGAUUACUACAAGUCUGGGAUAAUCCGCUGUCCUGAUGGUAUCUCCAUUCCCGAGCUGAGAGAAGCAUGUGACUACCUCUGCAUCUCCUUCGACUACAGCACCAUCAAGUGUAGAGACCUCAGUGCACUCAUGCACGAGCUGUCCAACGAUGGGGCGAGGCGUCAGUUUGAGUUUUACUUAGAGGAGAUGGUGCUGCCUCUGAUGGUGGCCAGCGCCCAGAACGGAGAGAGGGAGUGUCACGUAGUGGUCCUGACAGACGACGACGUGGUGGACUGGGACGAGGAGUACCCUCCGCAGAUGGGAGAGGAGUAUUCUCAGAUUAUAUACAGCACAAAACUGUACAGAUUCUUCAAGUACAUAGAGAAUCGUGACGUUGCCAAAUCAGUAUUAAAAGAAAGAGGACUUAAGAAAAUCAGACUAGGAAUUGAAGGUUACCCCACCUACAAGGAGAAGGUGAAGAAACGUCCCGGCAGCCGGCCAGAGGUAAUCUACAACUACGUCCAGAGGCCCUUCAUCCGCAUGUCCUGGGAGAAGGAGGAGGGCAAGAGUCGCCAUGUUGACUUCCAGUGUGUGAAGAGCAAGUCCAUCACCAACCUGGCAGCUGCCGCUGCAGACAUUCCCCAGGACCAGCUGGUUAACAUGCACCCUGGUCCUCAGGUGGAUGAACUGGACAUCCAGCCUCAGCCAAGUUAUCACUACGAGCCAGACCCAGAAGCCCCCUCACCGGCUGUCUGAGACUGGGCCCCCGUCCCCCUCCGCUCCCCCCUCUUCUCCCUCCACAGAGCACUGUAGUGACAAGCAAGUUGGGCAGCAGAAACCACAUUGCCUUUACAAGCCUCAAAAGAUAACUGGUAUAUACUGUCAAUAGCCAAGGAAGGAGAAGCAAAGCACACAGUAAACGAUUGCCUCAUUGCACUGUCUGCACUGUUUUUUUAACUAACCAAAGGAGAUUUAUUUUUAUUAAGAAUAUUUGACGUAUUAUUUUCAUUUUGAAGGGGGGGAAAAGCAGAUUAUAUCACAAUAAACUUGUCUGUGGGUCCUCAUGUGAUGAGUUGUGUGUGUGGUGCUGCUGUGUAGUUACAGUACAGUAGUUCCUAAAGGGUUUGGUUUUCUCCACUUCCCCUGCCCCUGGUGAUGUGGUAUGGCGGUGCGGAUUUAGAAUCUUACUAUAGGUACUCCACCACCAGAGAAGCCUCGCUGUGAUGCUUUGGUCUCAGAAUAAAUACAUUUGUAUUCAUCUCACUUUCAUCA
This is a messenger RNA of Salvelinus fontinalis (brook trout), 2981 nucleotides long. RefSeq names its product BTB/POZ domain-containing protein 10-like. Gene Ontology annotation, molecular function: protein binding. Gene Ontology annotation, cellular component: cytoplasm. Gene Ontology annotation, biological process: positive regulation of phosphorylation. The transcript has 8 exons. Lineage: Eukaryota; Metazoa; Chordata; Actinopteri; Salmoniformes; Salmonidae. The record is from RefSeq and is a predicted model, not a curated record. The coding region runs from base 1176 to 2465 and encodes 429 amino acids.